UACUUGCUACUGUAACGCACACCAGUGUGAAAAAAAAAAGGGGUCAAGCAAGCACACCGGGAAAAGCUUUUCGCGAUGGAGACAUCCUCAAUUUCUACGGUCGACGACCAGCCGCCACCGCAACAUCAAGUGUUCAUCAGUUUCCGUGGAGCGGAUAUGCGCCUGAAAUUCGUCAGCCAUCUCGUCAAGGACUUGAAAUGGAACAACAUCAACGUCUUCAUCGACGAAUACGAGAAGAGAGGUCAACCUAUAGACAUACUAUUAAAGAGAAUCGAGGAGUCCAAAAUCGUCUUGGUUAUCUUCUCCAGCAACUACACCAACUCGCUCUGGUGCGUCAGAGAGCUUGAGAAGAUCAAGGAUUGUACUGAUGAUGGAACACUCGUUGCGAUUCCAAUCUUCUACAAGUUGGAGCCAUCCACCGUUCGAGAUCUCAAAGGCAAGUUCGGUGAUAGUUUCCGGAGUUUGGCUAAGGGUGAUGAGAGGGAGAAGAAGUGGAUGGAAGCUUUUAACUUGAUUCCUAACAUUAUGGGCAUCACCAUUGACAAGAAAAGUGUUGAGAGUGAGAAAGUCAAUGACAUUGUGAAGGCGGUGAAGACAGCGCUGACUGAAAUUUCAUUGGAGGGAAGAGAAGGUCCAGCCGUGGAGGCUUUAGGAAGGAGCAUCGUCGGAACUUCUUCCUCAGGAUGCGAGAAAAAGCACAAGACUUUUGGGAACGAACAACGGUUAAAAGAGUUGGAAGAGAAGUUGGACAUUCAUAAAUACAAGGGAACUCGUAUCAUUGGAGUUGUUGGGAUGCCUGGAAUUGGUAAAACCACACUUCUUAAAGAGCUCUACAAGACGUGGCAGGGCAAGUUUACGAGGCAUGCGCUGAUUGAUCAAAUCCGUGUAAAGUUGAAGCAUUUGGAGUUGGGUCGGUUGCCUCAAAUGCUGUUAGGCGAGUUGUCUAAGUUGAACAAUCCUCACAUGGAAAAUUUCAAAGAUCCAUAUAGUCAACUGCAUGAACGCAAAGUUCUUGUUGUACUUGAUGAUGUUAGUAAAAAGGAACAGAUAGAUGCUCUUCGUGAGAUACUAGACUGGAUUAAGGAGGGUAAGGAAGGAAGCAGGGUUGUCAUUGCAACAAGCGAUAUGUCCUUAACAAAUGGUUUGGUUGAUGAUACUUACAUGGUUCCAAAUUUGAACCACAGAGAUAGCUUACAACUAUUUCACUAUCAUGCCUUUAAUGAUGAUCACGCCAAUCGUCGGAAGAAAGAUUUCAUGAAGCUGUCAGAAGGGUUUGUACAUUAUGCCAGAGGCCAUCCACUAGCUCUCAAAGUAUUGGGCGGAGAGCUUAAUAAGAAAAGUAUGGAUCAUUGGAAUUCAAAACUGAAGAGACUUGCACAGAGUCCCAGCCCCAAUAUUGUAAAUGUCUUCCAAGUGAGCUAUGAUGAAUUGACUUCAGAGCAGAAAGAUGCAUUUCUCGACAUAGCCUGUUUCAGAUCACAGGACAAGGAUUAUGUAGAAAGUUUACUUGCUUCAUCUGACCUUAGAUCUGCUGAAGCAAUGAGUGCAGUAAAAACUCUCACGGAUAAGUUCCUGAUUAAUACUUGUGAUGGGCGAGUGGAGAUGCAUGAUCUGUUGUAUACUUUUUCAAGGGAACUUGAUCUUAAGGCAUCUACUCAGGAUGAUAGCAGACAACGGAGGCUGUGGCUCCAUCAUGACAUAAUCAAGGGAGGCAUAAUUAAUGUACUGCAGAAUAAAAUGAAACCUGCCAAUGUUAGAGGUAUUUUCCUAGACUUGUCUGAAGUGAAAGACGCAACGAGCUUAGACCGCGACCACUUCUUAAGUAUGGGAAAUCUCCGGUAUCUCAAGUUCUACAAUUCCCAUUGUCCUCAGGAAUGUAAAACCAACAAUAAGAUCAACAUCCCUGAUAAACUUAAGCUACCGUUGAAAGAGGUUCGUUGCCUCCACUGGCUGAAAUUCCCAUUGGAGGAACUUCCAAAUGAUUUCAACCCGAUUAAUCUUGUCGACCUUAAGCUGCCCUACAGUGAGAUUGAACAACUUUGGGAGGGUGACAAGGAUACACCAUUCCUUAAGUGGGUCGAUCUCAGUCACUCAACGAAGUUGUGCAGCUUGUCAGGAUUAUCAAAGGCUGAAAAGCUUAAAAGAUUGAACCUUGAAGGUUGCACAACACUGAAAACGUUGCCACAUGAUAUGGAACGAAUGAAAAUGCUUGAUUUCCUGAAUCUGAAAGGGUGCACAAGUCUUGAAUAUCUUCCAGAGAUGAAUUUGAUUUCUCUGAAAACACUUACUCUUAGCGGCUGCUCAACUUUUAAGGAUUUUCCGUUGAUUUCAGAAAAUCUAGAAACUCUAUAUAUAGAUGGAACAGCAAUAAGUCAGCUUCCUGCGAACAUGGAGAAGCUCCAGAGACUUGUUGUAUUGAAUAUGAAAGACUGCAAAAUGCUGGAGGAAAUCCCAGGCCGCGUUUGUGAGCUGAAAGCUCUUCAAGAACUGAUACUCUCUGAUUGUUCAAAUCUCAAGAUUUUCCCAGAAAUCAACAUCAGCUCAUUGAAGAUUUUACUUUUGGACGGGACAGCCAUUGAAGUAAUGCCACAACUACCCUCACUGCAGUAUUUGUGCUUAAGCAGAAAUACUAAGAUCAGCUGCCUUCCUGCUGGGAUCAGUCAGCUUUCUCAACUUAAAUGGCUGGACCUGAAGUAUUGUACGAGUCUUACAUCAGUUCCAGAGUUUCCACCAAAUCUUCAGUGCUUAGAUGCACACUGUUGUAGUUCGCUGAAGACAGUUUCAAAGCCUUUGGCCCGUAUCAUGCCAACGGAGCAGAAUCAUUCCACAUUCAUUUUCACCAACUGUGAGAACCUAAAACAAGCUGCAAAGGAGGAAAUCACAUCGUAUGCUCAAAGGAAAUGCCAGCUGUUGUCAUAUGCUCGGAAACGUUACAAUGGGGGUCUUGUUUCAGAGUCUUUGUUCAGCACUUCCUUUCCUGGAUGUGAAGUGCCUUCUUGGUUUUGUCAUGAAACAGUUGGAUCUGAGUUAGAAGUAAAUCUCCUCCCACAUUGGCAUGACAAGAAGCUUGCCGGCAUUGCUCUGUGUGCUGUAGUCUCAUCUCUUGACCACCUAGAUCAAAUCAGCUGCUUGUCAGUGAUCUGCACCUUUAAAGUAAAAGAUGCAGACAAGUCUUGGGUCCCAUUUACUUGUCCAGUAGGAAGUUGGACCAGACAUAGAGACGAGAAAGACAAGAUUGAGUCAGACCAUGUCUUUAUUGGCUACACCAGUUGUCCACAUACUAUAAAGUGUCCUGAAGACGGUAACUCGGAGGAAUGCAAUCCUACCGAAGCCUCUCUUGAAUUUACUGUGACAGGCGGUGCAAGUGAGAACGGAAAGUUCAAGGUGUUGAAGUGUGGUUUGAGUUUGGUGUAUGCAAAUGAUAAAAACAAAAUCAGUUCUUAUGAAGCAAAGUACGAUAUGCCUGUUGGGAAGAGCUGUCAAGAAAAUUCAGAAGGCGUUGACAGAAGAGUAAAUAAAAAGAAAGCAGUGUACAGUAUGGCUGUUAUGGAGAGCUAUCAAGAAAAUUCAGAAGGGGUUUGUGGAAGAGUGAAGAGAAAGAAAAGAACGAGAAGGGACAAUGGACGGGCAAAUAAGAAGCAAAGGUCAGGAAGAGAUAAUAAUCAAACUGUGAUGAAAGUGUAACUCCAAGACGGAAAUAUCAAUUCAGUCGUCAAGCACAUGGUUGAAAAUCUCCAAGGGGAAAAUAAAUAUUUUCUAGAUGAAGCACGUCUUACAAAAAAAAACUCCAGUUCGUGAUGAAGAAAUCCAGCAUGAGUAAAGAUGUGAUUUAACUCUAAAUACUGGAAAUUUGAGAGAGGGAUACAAAUUACAAUGGUGAAGCAAAUUGUUAACUGACCCCUUUUCAUCUUCACAGUAAGCAGGAAUUCUAAUGGGAACGUUGAAGAUUAGAUUAGAGCAUAUAUAUCCUGAUGUCAGAGUCUUUGGUAACCUAUCAGCUUACAUUUUAUUUUUCUUUGGAUUCGGUGUUCGAGCCACCCUUUCAAGUUAUAUAGCACGAAGGUUAUCUCUUAUAAGGGACCUUUAUCUUCUGUUUCCUGUUUAAAACUUUCUGGUUGUUGUUUGAUUAUCUUUCAGGUAUAUGAUUCUUUUCUCUCUAAGACUCUUUUCCGGUUGAAUGAAGAAAAUCUUUUUCAAAGUCUCACUUGAUAAUCUGCAAUGGUUAACUGUCACUUUUAAGUUCUCAAGCCGUUCGCGCAUGAUGAUUUUGUCAACCCCUCCAAUUUUGUUGAUUACUGCUGUUGUCGUUUGGUGUAGCUUAACUGUCACUUUUAAGUUCUCAAGCCGUCGUGCCAGGUAAGGAUGAUACCUUUGUGCUUUUAUAUUAUGUUGGAGAGAAUUUGGGUUUGGCUUUUGUGUGUAACGGAAUGAUUCACCCUCGACACUGGAGUGAAAAAGGGCUUGAUGAAAUUGCUAUAUGUGAUAUUGUCUCGUUUCAGCAAAAUCCAAAACAGCAACCUCAUGGUGAAAUGCAAAUGUGAUUCAACAAAUUUUAUUAGGACGUCCUCUUCUAACUUCUUGAAUCAUGACUAACAUGAUGAUUCUGACGUUGCAUGGUGAAGACUUCUAUCAUGAUUCUGACACGUUAUUAUGUGAUGCAUCUCACGCAGUUCCCUGAGGAAUGUGUCAGAUAUUGUAGCCGGUAGAUCUCAGGAAAACAAAAAAAGGAAAAUGUGUGGUCUCACUUGACCUACACGAUGAUGAGCAUCACUUGGUUAAGUAUUGUGCAAAAGCUAGUUUGCUAUCCAGCGUUUAGAGGGACUUGAAGCAUCACUCCAUCGGUCUGUUUUUCUGAUUGUGGUUGCGUUGCUGCCAGAGCUCCCUUUAUUACCCACAUAUGCCUCUCAGUUUUAUCAACGACUUCAAACGAGAUCAUCAAGCAAGAAAGCUCCUACUAUCAGACUGCCUGUAUGCUAUCAAUCUUGCUUGUAAGACUUUCCCUCACAAACGUGAUUAAUUCUUUGAGAGAUAUUUAUUUUUGAUUAUUUAUGCUUUAGAAACACACAUUUUCAUAUCCUAUUGCGUUGUUUUUUUGUUUUAUUUUUUGAUAAACAGAAGGUGAUCCAGAUAUUUUAUCAUCUGUCAUCUGAUUAGUCUCUAGGAUGAGUGUAGUUGUCGAAUAGUUCACUCAUCGGAUUUUCUAGAGUACGUAAAGUACUAUAACACUAUUUCGACUAAUAAAAUAAAAGUAAUUUAGAUAA
Messenger RNA from Camelina sativa (false flax), 5261 nucleotides. RefSeq names its product disease resistance protein RPS4. NCBI's taxonomy places the organism in Eukaryota, Viridiplantae, Streptophyta, Magnoliopsida, Brassicales, Brassicaceae. The record is from RefSeq and is a predicted model, not a curated record. Gene Ontology annotation, molecular function: ADP binding. Gene Ontology annotation, biological process: signal transduction; defense response.